AUGUUUUCUCAAAAUAUACCAUUAACAGGAAAAAAUAUUCUGAGAUAUUUAAAAACCAAUUUUACAAAUUGGACUAGUGGAAAUAAAAAAAUUGAUGAUUUUAUUCAAAAAGGGCAAUUAGAAAUCAAAAACUAUUAUGAUGAUAUAGUGCUUGAAUGGAUACCAUACAAUCAGUUUAAUGAAAUUAAAGAAACAGGCAAAAAUAGCCUUAUAACAUUAUAUUCAGCAAAAUGGAAAGAUGGUCCAUUAUAUAAAAAGUAUAAUUGGAGUGGAAAUUUUACAAGAGAUUCAAAUAAAAAAGUUGCUUUAAAAUGCUUACACAAUUCACAAAAAUCCUUUGAUUCUUUAAUAAAUGAGAUUAAAAAAUAUCCAACAAAAUAUCAAGCAUUUCAAGUAUUGUAUGGGAUAUCUCAAAAUCCGGAUACAGGAGAUUAUAUUUUGGUUCAAAAUAGUUCUAUAAACUUGGAAAAUCAGAUUAGUGAAAAUAGUGGAAAUGAAAAAAUUGAUAAUUUUACUCAAGAAAGACAAUUAGAAAUUAGUAACUAUGAUGAUGUAAUACUUGAAUGGAUACCAUACAAUAAGUUUAAUGAAAUUAAAGAGACAGGAAAAAAUGAUCUUAUAACAGUAUAUUCAGCAAUAUGGAAGGAUGGUCCAUUACACAAAAAAAAUAAAUGGGAUGAUUAUACAAGAGAUUCAAAUAAAGAAGUUGCUUUAAAAUGUUUACAAAAAUCGCAAGAAUCCAUUGACUCUUUAAUAAAUGAGAUUAUAAAAUAUCCAACAAAAUAUCAAGCAUUUCAAGUAUUGUAUGGGAUAUCUCAAAAUCCAGUUACAGGAGAUUAUAUUUUGGUUCUUAUGUGGACAAGUGGAAAUGAAAAAAUUGAUGACAAAUGUUGCCACGUGGCACAAAACAAUCAAUAA
Rhizophagus irregularis DAOM 181602=DAOM 197198 is the source of this 918-nucleotide messenger RNA. The record is from RefSeq and is a predicted model, not a curated record. NCBI's taxonomy places the organism in Eukaryota, Fungi, Glomeromycota, Glomeromycetes, Glomerales, Glomeraceae.